AUGCCUCACAAACACAGAAGAAAGGAUACCAAUGCCGACGACUUCAAUCUGCCUCCCACGGCCGUCGCAAAGGCUCUGCCUGUAGGAAAGAAUGCGCAGACCGUCUUCACAAACGACGGCAAAAAGAAAAGAAAGACCGAGAAGAAUGUAUACAAGUUCGACGACACACCGAAAGCCUUCGCGCGCUUGAUGCAGCGCCAGCAACCAAAAUCUACACCCGACGACGGCGAAUCAAAGACUGCCUCCAAGAAGCGCAAGCGCCAGGAAGAUAUCAAGGAAAAGGCCAAAGCAGCAAAAAUGGAAAUGCCCAAGAUUCAACCUGGCGAAAAGAUACGGGACUUCAAUGCUCGUGUGGAUCAAAUGUUGCCAGUGACUGGCCUAGCACGGAAAGGCAACCAAGGAUUAGCACCUGGCGAGAAGGUCACGCGGACAAAAACCGAGAAGAGAAUGCACAAGAUGUAUGACGAAUGGAGGAAAGAGGAUCAACGCAUCAAGGAAAAGGCCGAAGAAGAACGAGAGAAGCGCGAGGAAGAGGAGGAAGAACGUAAUGCGUUAUACGGAGAGGACUCCGGUGUGCCUACACUGUAUGGAAAGAAGCGUCAAAGGAUGAUUGGCGAGUCAAAAGACGACGACGACAUUUGGGCAGUUCUCAAGACGAAACGAGAGAAACCCAAAGGCUUGCAUGAUGUGGCACAGGCUCCUCCCGAGUUCACCGUCAUACCCAGAGAGAAGUUCAAGGUCAAGAAUGGAGCUAGAGCAGACGUGGCCGAUGUGCCGAAUGCUGCCGGUAGUUUGGCAAGGCGAGAGGAACUCGGCGCAGAGAGAAAGAACAUUAUCGAGCAGUAUCGCGCUCUGAUGAGAAAGGCCUCUGGAGAAUAG
Molecule: messenger RNA, 879 nt
Organism: Aureobasidium melanogenum CBS 110374
Lineage: Eukaryota; Fungi; Ascomycota; Dothideomycetes; Dothideales; Saccotheciaceae
Exons: 2
Coding region: 1-879 (292 amino acids)
Source: RefSeq, a predicted model, not a curated record